This is a messenger RNA of Doryrhamphus excisus (bluestripe pipefish), 1429 nucleotides long. It is a transcript of the gene mos, whose product is annotated as MOS proto-oncogene, serine/threonine kinase. Gene Ontology annotation, molecular function: protein serine/threonine kinase activity; ATP binding. The record is from RefSeq and is a predicted model, not a curated record. Lineage: Eukaryota; Metazoa; Chordata; Actinopteri; Syngnathiformes; Syngnathidae. Gene Ontology annotation, biological process: protein phosphorylation.
CCCAGUUUCCUGUUUGAAAAGCCAUCCUGACGCCGCGCUCCACGCGCACGAUGCCCUCACCGAUUCCCGUCACUCGUCUGCUCCCUAAAGGAGACAUGUGUCCUUCGGCGGACAUCAGGACUUGCAGCAGUCCCUUGUCCAAACAAGUGUUCGGCUCCACUUUACAGGUGCCACUGCAGCGACUGCAGGGUCGCGUUGCGAGCCGGCUGUGGUCAUCGGUCAUCCUGUGGAAGGAGUUGCAUUGUGUGCAGCCUGUCGGUUCCGGGGGGUUCGGUUCCGUCUACAAGGCGACGUAUCUCGGGGGAAGCGUUGCGCUGAAAAAAGUCAAGAAGUGCACCAAAAACAAACUGGCUUCUCGUCAGAGCUUCUGGGCAGAGCUGAACGCCGCACACCUUCGCCAUCCGAACAUCGUGCGCGUCGUUGCAGCGACCACGUGUGUUCCGGCGGACCUCGAGGACGACGGCAGCAUCGGAACCAUCCUGAUGGAGUUCGUGGGCAGCGAGAACAUGCAGCAAAUCAUCGACGCAUGCGUGGAGCCGCUGGAGGCGGACAGGUGGCUCAGGUAUUCUUUGGACAUCGUGCACGGGCUCCACUUCCUGCACUCCCAUAGGAUCGUCCACCUGGACAUCAAACCGGCCAACGUCCUGCUGUCCAGUCAGGACGUCUGCAAGAUCGCCGAUUUCGGCUGUUCGGUCCAACUGGACGGUGGCGUUUCCGACGUGACGUCAUGCCUGAGGCACGUGGGAGGCACGUACACGCACCGAGCGCCGGAGCUCUUGAAGGGCGAAGGCGUGUCUCCCAAGAGUGACAUCUUCUCCUUUGGCAUCACCAUGUGGCAGAUGAUCACGUCCAGGCAGCCUUACCUGGGCGACAGGCAGCACGUGCUCUACGCGGUGGUGGCAAACAACCUUCGGCCGUCCCUUGAAGACCAGGCUGUCUUCCGGUCUCAGCGAGGACGACUCUGCAAGAACCUGCUGAGCAAAUGUUGGACUGGAGAGGUUCGCCGCAGGCUCAGCGCACAGGAGGUGAUGACUCAACUAGAGACCAUGAGAUGACCAUGAGAUGACCAUGAGAUGACCAUGAGAUGAUCAUGACAGCAUUGAGGGAGACUUGGAGAAGCACGUGAGAAGCCUGGCGUGUCACGUUCAUCAUUUCUUCUACAGCAACGUAGCAGAAGCUUCCAAGGCUUCGAGAGGAACAUCCGUCCCCGCCUCUGUGGACGCUUGUGUCGCUGUUCUACUUUUAGCAAGUUUUGUCAGCAGUGGUGCUACUGCAGUGACUGUGGUGUUACUGCAGUACUGCAAGCACUUUGCUGGUUUGAGGGUUGGGGGGUGAGGACCAUUUGAAGCUUUUAAUAUUUUGUGAAUGUAAGUUGUGAUGACAUUUGGCUUUCAUUAAAUGACACCGUUCGUAUUUUGCUGAUGUGUCC